CACACGAAAAAAUCUAUUUUGGCACAUGGCAAAACGGCAAAAAAAUGCCACAUGGAAAAGUCCAUUUUGGCAUAUGGCAAAUGCUACAUGGCAAAAGCCAAUUUGCUACAUGCAAAAAAAAAAAACACAUGGAAAAAGCCAGUGUUUAAAUUUAUGGGCCAUUUUGGGGUGUUUCUGGAUUUUAUAAUGUUACUUCCAGGUCACUUUUUAUUUGAAAGGAUUUAUGGGUCACUUCCGGUUCGUUUUGGAGUGUUUCCAGGUCACUUCCUGAUUGUGUUGGUGUAUUUAUGGGAACUUUUAUGGGCCAUUUUGGGGUGUUUCUGGGUCACUUCCUGUUCAUUUUGGGGAUGUCCAGAUCACGUUUUAAUCUAAAAGUCAUUAUGGGUCACUUCCUGUUUGUUUUGAUCCAUUUAUGGGUCAGUUCUGAUAGUUUUUGGUACAUUUAUGGGUCACUUUGGGCCGUUUUUGAGUCCUUUCCUGCUCAUGUUGGAGUAUUUAUGGGUCACUUCCUGUUAAUUUUGUGAGAUGUACAUUGUACAGCAGGAUCGGUGUAGAGAAAAUCACUCGUCUUGCAGUAGAGGCCGCCUCUGACACAAGAUGGCCGUCGGUCACUCACACCGGCGACUCGAUCAUUCAGUUUUCCCCGUUGAGGUGAGGUCACGUGACGUCACGACGCUCCCCGCCCGCCCCUUUCCGAGGAUUACAAAAUGAAAAGUGAGCGCCAAGACGGUCAGGAUUCAGAGGAGUUGAGUUGCAACAGUUUGACGUCUCCAUCUGCCUGCAACUGGAGUUUGUCAAGUCAACGCUUGACGGCCGGAAGUGCGACCGUCUUUCCGGAAUUAGUUGUGUCUGGGUGUGCGAGUUUCAGAAGCGGCGGCGGCUUUUCGAGAAUCUUGGACUUUUUUUCCCCCUCCUGCCAUCUGGACGUACUCGAUGGGAUCGUUCCGGCGCUCGAGGCCUCGCUUCAUGAGUUCCCCGGUUCUUUCCGACCUGAGCCGCUUCCAAGCCGGCCCGCAAGUGUGCAACAGCGCCCUCUGGAACGGCGUCCAAUCGGCAGUGAUGAAAGUCUUCAGGGGCGGAGCUCUCCGGCCGAACGAACUCUACGCGCUCAACGAAAACGUCAGGUGAGGCGUCCGUCCGCUCGCUCGCUCGCCCGUCCGUCUUCAUCCCGGCUGACGCGGCGGCGGUGGUCCUCCAGGCGACUCCUGAAGAGCGAGAUGGGCUCCUUCGUCAGCGAUUACUUGCAGAAUCGGCUGCUGACGGCCGGCCUCGCCGAGCUUCUGGAGCGCGUCUUGCUCUCGGGCGCCGAGGAGCGGUUGGAGGCCGUGGCCCAAGUUUGGUGGCGUUUCUUCACGGAGACGCUCCCCACCCUGCAGGCUAUUUUCUACCCCGUGCAGGGUCGGGAGCUGUCGGUGCGACAGAUGGCGCUGCUGUCCUUCCGAGACUCGGUGCUGCUGAAGCUCCCCCUGGAGGACAGCUUGGCCGGCGCGGGCGUCGUGCCGGCGGCGGUCACUCACAUGCUGCUGGUGCUGCAGGGGGUGCGCGGCUGCGGCGCGGCGUCCGACUGGCGCUACCGUCACCUGGAGCGACUGGCCGCCGCGGUGGUCUCGCCGUAUCUCAGCCACGUCGUCCCCGACGAGCCCUCAGAGUUCUGCGGCGGCGGAGGCUCGCAGCCCGACAUGUGCUCGUCGUUGGCGCCGUUGGUGGAGCACGAGGGCGAGGCCUACCUGGAGAAAGCGGGCGGCCUGCGGCGCCACACGGUGGCCAACGCGCACUCUGACGCGCGCCUGCUGGCCGAAGGACGGGCGGCGGCACGGCCCGGCGGACGCCUCGGCCGUCGGGCAGACUCCGAGGACUCGAGGCGGUAGCGGCUUGGACGGCGCGGAAACGGCGACUCUUGUACCUGAGUGAAACGGCGCGCGCUAGCGGCUAACAGAGGAACGCGGUGUAGCGUUUAUGGCCGGACGGCUUCGCAGACCGUGGUGACUCACAAACGAGUGAGACCGUGACUAGGACAUGCAAGAAUGAGAAAAAAAUGAUAAUUACAAUUAAAGGAAGCGUAUGUAAGAUAAGUGGCCGGAAAGGGUACUGCAAACUAGAUGAAAAUAUUGAAUUUCGACGAGAAACUAAAAAAAUGCUGUGCUGGCCGGUAUAUUUGUAGUACAAGGACACGCACUUAUAGUACAAGUAAACACACUUAUUGUACAAGUACACACAAAAACAUGUACUUGUGCUAAAAGUACACAUCAAAACGUAGUACAAGUACACAUCAGUACAUAUACUUGUAGUACGAGUAACCGUAGUGGAGUACAAUUCAGCAGACAUUCUUGAAGUAUAAGUAAAUGUACGUGUAGUACAAGUGCAUGACAUGCAGCCUUGUUUCCGAUUUAGCCAUCUGAGAUUGCGUAUUCAUGAGAUGGCCGUGAGUUAUUAGCAAUCUUACAUAGUUCUUCUUUAAGACUGAGAUAGGAUGUAAAAAAGAUGUGAGUGAUGUGAAUAAAAGAAAAUACAACAUACAAGAAUGAAAUGAGAAUAAAAUGAAUGAAAAGAUGAGGCAUGACAAUAAAGAAACACGAGCACCAUUUGAUGGUAGAUGUCCAAACACCAUUGAAGUAAGAGGGGUGGCAGCACAAUAGCCCCAACAUCAGCAGGAAGUGAACCUGUAAAUACCCAAAUAUUAACAGGAAGUGACUAGAAUAUGUGCCAAAAUCAAUCCGACAUCAACUGGAAGUGGCCCAGAAAUGUCCCAAAAGGAACAGUAUAUGACCAGGAAGUGACCCAGGAAUGCCCUAGAAUUAACAGGAAUUGACCGGCAAACAACAGGAAGUGACCCAUAAAAGCCCCAAAAUGAACAGGAAGUGGCCCAGAAAUGCCGCAAAAUGAACAAUAUAGGACCCAAAAUAAACAGUAGGUGACCCGGAAUUGCCCUAGAAGGAACAGAAGCGACACAUAAAGGUCCUAAAAUUAACAGAAAGCAAUCCGACAUAGCAGGAAGCGGCUCAGAAAUGACCCAAAAUGAGAAGGGAGUGACCUGGGAAAGCUCCCAAAAUGAACAGUAUAUUAUCCAAAACUAGCAGGAAGUCAACCAUAAAUGCUGCAAAAUGACCAGAAUGUCCCAAAUUCAAUAGGAAGUCAUCCAAAAUGAACAGGAAGUGACCUGGGAAUACCUUAAAAUGAACAGAAGUGACCCAUAAAUGUCCAAAAAUUAAUAAGAAGUCAUCUGACAUAUUAGAAAGCGGCUUGGAAAUGCCCCAAAAUGAACGGUAUAUGUUUCAAAACCAAGAGCAAGUGACCCAUAAAUGUUCCAAAAUGAACAGGAAGUAAUCCGACAUUAACAGUAAGUGGCCCGGAAAAGCCCUAAAAUGAACAGAAGUGACCCAUAAUUGUCCCAAAAUUAACAGGAAGAAAUCCGACAUAACAGGAAGCGGCUCGGAAAUGCCCCAAAAUGGAUAGUAUAUGAUCUAAAAUGAACAGGAAGUGACCUGGGAAUGCCGUAAAAUGAACAGAAGUGACCCAUAAAUGUUCCAAAAUGAACAGGAAGUAAUCCGACAUUAACUGGAAGUGGCCCGGAAAAGCCCUAAAAUGAACAGGAAGUGACCUGGGAAUGACGCAAAAUGAACAGAAGUGACCCAUAAUUGUCCCAAAAUUAACAGGAAGAAAUCCGACAUAACAGGAAGCGGCUCGGAAAUGCCCCAAAAUGGAUAGUAUAUGAUCUAAAAUGAACAGGAAGUGACCUGGGAAUGCCGUAAAAUGAACAGAAGUGACCCAUAAAUGUCCCAAAAUUUACAAGAAGUAAUCCUACAUAGCAGGAAGCGGCUCGGAAAUGUCCCAAAAUGAUCAGAAAGUGAAUCGGAAAUGCCCUAAAAUGAACAGGAAGUGACCUGGGAAUGCCCUACUAUGAACAGAAGUGACCCAUUUAGGUCCCAAAAUGAACAGGAAGCAGCACGGAAAUGCCCCAAAAUGAACACUAUAUGACCCCAUAAAUCUCAGUAUAUGACCCGAAAUUGGCAGGAAGUGACCCGGGAAUGUCCUAAAAUGAACAGAAGUGACAGGUAUAGGUCCCAGAAUUAACAGGAAGUGCCCUGGAAAUGCCCCAAAAUAUACAGUAUAUGACCUGAAAUGAACAGGAAGUGGCCAGAGAAUGCCCAAAAAUGAACGGAAAUUGACCCACAAUGAACAAGUGACCAGUGAAUACGCACAGAAAUGCACAGGAAGUUACCAAAAGUCAAUGGGAAGGGACCUGUAAAUUCCUCAAAAUCAGAGACUCAGCGAGAACCACCAAAAGUGGUAUUUGCCAUGUGGCAAAAACGAUUUUGACAUGUGGCAUUUUUUUUGGUAUGUGGUAAAAUGGAUUUUGGUUUGUCGCAAUUUUUUUGGGGGUGUGUGGCAUUUUUUGGGGUAUAUGGCGGUUUUGCAGGCCAUGCACGUCCACGCCAUUGACGGCUAUGCACGUCCAAAUUUUCCUUUCAUUUUAAAUGGCAGAAAAACGUGUGGCUGUGAUUAUUGACCAUACACUUAGCAUUACAGCACAUUGACAUUCAACUGGCAACUGAGUCACAUGCCACAUGGCAAAAAAUUCCACAUGGCAAAACCAAUUUUGCCACACUGCAAAAUCAAUGUUGCAACAUGGCAAAAAAAAAAUGCCACAUGGCAAAAUCCAUUUUGCCACAUCGCCAAAAAAUGACAUAUGGCAAAACUCAUUUUGCCACAUGGCAUAAGAAAUGCCACAUUGCAAAAUCCAUUUUGCC
Messenger RNA from Corythoichthys intestinalis (scribbled pipefish), 4748 nucleotides. It is a transcript of the gene prr5l, whose product is annotated as proline rich 5 like. Gene Ontology annotation, cellular component: TORC2 complex. The transcript has 9 exons. NCBI's taxonomy places the organism in Eukaryota, Metazoa, Chordata, Actinopteri, Syngnathiformes, Syngnathidae. Bases 708 to 1868 code for a protein of 386 amino acids. Gene Ontology annotation, biological process: TORC2 signaling. The record is from RefSeq and is a predicted model, not a curated record.